AUGAAUCCGUCAAGGUCUAUGCUCGUUCGCCGAGCAAUCAAUUCACGCUCCAUUACCUCACCUUUGCUCUCACGGGCCACGAAACCUUUACUGGGUUCUCUUAAUAGAACGACGCCGGUGCAUAGAUCAGUAACACCUGCUCUAUACGCAACUCGAACAUAUGCAAGUGGCAGACCACAUCCUCCCGGUGGUACACACCGGAUGAAUCUCGGUGGAGAGCCCGAGAAGCCUGCUCUUGAAGAGUAUGGGGUCGACCUGACCCAGAGAGCCCGAGACGGCAAAUUGGAUCCCGUAAUAGGAAGAGAUGGUGAAAUACAUCGAACAAUCCAGAUCCUCUCGCGACGAACGAAGAACAACCCAGUAUUGAUUGGUGCUGCUGGAACCGGAAAGACCGCUAUUCUUGAAGGAUUGGCGCAAAGGAUAGUUCGAGGUGACGUGCCGGAGAGUAUCAAGAACAAGAGAGUAAUAUCCUUGGAUCUUGGUCAGUUGAUUGCAGGUGCUAAGUUCAGAGGCGACUUCGAGGAACGGUUGAAGAAAGUCCUGAAGGAGGUCGAAGAAGCACAUGGAGGUGUUAUUCUCUUUGUCGAUGAACUGCACACUCUUCUUGGUCUUGGCAAGGCCGAAGGUUCUAUCGACGCCAGCAAUCUAUUGAAGCCUGCCCUGUCUCGAGGUGAGCUGCAGUGUUGCGGUGCGACGACUCUAAAUGAAUAUCGCCUGAUAGAGAAAGAUGUCGCAUUGGCCCGACGUUUUCAACCCAUUCAGGUCGGCGAGCCAUCAGUUCAGGACUCGAUCUCAAUAUUACGCGGUAUCAAGGACCGCUAUGAGGUUCAUCAUGGUGUUCGUAUCACCGAUGGAGCUCUGGUUGCUGCUGCCACUUACAGCAAUCGUUAUAUCACGGAUCGCUUUUUACCUGACAAGGCAAUCGAUCUUGUGGAUGAAGCCGCUUCGGCGCUCAGACUACAACAGGAAUCCAAACCUGACCCAAUUCAACGUCUAGAUCGUGAGAUCAUGACUAUUCAAAUCGAGCUCGAAUCCCUUCGAAAGGAGACUGACGUCGCCUCGAAAGAACGUCGACAACGGCUUGAAGAAACUCUUGCUGACAAGAACAAAGAGGUGACUCGACUGACUGAAAUCUGGGACCGUGAAAAAGCCGAGAUCGAGGCUAUCAAGAAGACGAAAGAAGAGCUUGAGAAGGCUCGUCACGAACUAGAGGAGGCACGACGGCAAGGAAAUUUCGGAAGGGCUGGUGAGCUUCAAUACGCAACCAUACCCAAGCUCGAAUCUCAGCUUCCUGCGGAAGGAGAAGAAGUCCAGACGACGACUGAAAAGGGGGAGACCUUGAUCCAUGACUCAGUAACUGCUGACGACAUUGCCAACGUUGUGAGCCGAAGUACAGGAAUUCCUGUCACCAAGCUCAUGGCCGGCGAAGUCGAGAAACUGAUCAAAAUGGAAGACAAGCUCCGCGAGCAUGUUCGUGGACAGGACGAAGCACUAACAGCAGUAGCCAAUGCUGUUCGUAUGCAAAGAGCAGGUCUCAGCGGUGAAAAUCGCCCCCUUGGAAGUUUCAUGUUCCUUGGUCCAACUGGUGUCGGCAAGACAGAGCUAUGCAAGCAGAUUGCCAACUUUCUCUUCAGCUCUGAGUCCGCCGUCGUAAGAUUCGACAUGUCUGAAUUCCAAGAGAAACACACCGUCUCCAGACUGAUAGGUGCGACGGCCGGCUAUGUGGGUUAUGAGGAUGCCGGUCAAUUGACAGAGGCCGUCCGCCGAAAACCAUACGCGGUCCUCCUCUUUGAUGAGUUCGAAAAGGCACAUCGCGACAUCUCCAGCCUGCUUUUGCAAGUUCUGGACGAAGGCUUCUUGACCGACAGUCAAGGACACCGCGUGGACUUUCGCAAUACGCUCAUAGUCCUGACCAGUAAUCUCGGUGCGAAUAUCUUAACGGAAACAGAACCUAAUGCCGAAAAUGUGACACCCGAGCAGAAAAAGGGUGUGAUGGAGAUUGUCCAGGCGUCGUACCCACCCGAGUUUCUCAACCGUAUCGAUGAGUUCAUCAUGUUCAACAAACUCUCCAAGUCGGCGCUGAGAGAUAUUGUCGACAUUCGAAUCAAAGAACUACAAGGUCGUCUGGACGACAGACGGAUGAAGAUCAGUGUCUCGAAUGAAGUCAAGGACUGGCUGUGCGAGAAAGGCUAUGAUCCUCGGUAUGGUGCGCGUCCGCUGAACCGACUGAUCCAGCAGGAGAUUGGACGCCGACUUGCGGACAAGAUCAUCAGAGGGGAGCUGAAGAGUGGUGAGACAGCUGAUGUGGCGAUCGAUGAGAAGGGCGACUCUUUGCAAAUCAAGCUUGCCAACACCGCUUGA
This is a messenger RNA of Exophiala bonariae, 2361 nucleotides long. RefSeq names its product chaperone ATPase hsp78 (gene HSP78). Gene Ontology annotation, molecular function: ATP hydrolysis activity; ATP binding. NCBI's taxonomy places the organism in Eukaryota, Fungi, Ascomycota, Eurotiomycetes, Chaetothyriales, Herpotrichiellaceae. Bases 1 to 2361 code for a protein of 786 amino acids. Gene Ontology annotation, biological process: cellular response to heat; protein unfolding; protein refolding. Gene Ontology annotation, cellular component: mitochondrial matrix; cytoplasm. The record is from RefSeq and is a predicted model, not a curated record. The transcript has a single exon.